Racocetra fulgida is the source of this 172-nucleotide messenger RNA. NCBI's taxonomy places the organism in Eukaryota, Fungi, Glomeromycota, Glomeromycetes, Diversisporales, Gigasporaceae. The record is from the annotation of a GenBank genome assembly.
AUGACAGUAGAAGCUGGCAACACCGAUAUGAAGUAUGAUGAAUUUAAGAUACAAUCUGAUCUUACUGCUUUAAAGAUUGAAUUAAAGGACAUGAUGGACGAUUUUUAUAAUAAGCUUCACUUCAAUAAAAAGGAUUUAGCAGAAAUCUUUACUAUUGGAAUUCAAGUUACUG